Molecule: messenger RNA, 1092 nt
Organism: Microthlaspi erraticum
Lineage: Eukaryota; Viridiplantae; Streptophyta; Magnoliopsida; Brassicales; Brassicaceae
Source: the annotation of a GenBank genome assembly
AUGACUAUUGACAACCAAGUUGGACUUGAUGGGCAAAACAUGGUUGCUCCCAUUGAUGGAACCAUUGGAGGUGGUGCUCUUGGAAAUGGAAAUGGGUUAAGUGAGUCGACGCCCCAAUUUGGGAGUGGUCAGCCACUUACAAACCCUUCAAUGCCUGGCGCUGUAAGCGUAGGAUUGAUGCCAGAAAAGUUUGGUGGGAAUGGGUUCAAAACUUGGCAACAAAAGAUGCUUUUCUUUUUGACCAAUUUGAACCUUGACAAGUAUCUGAAAGAUGAUGCACCCGUUGUCCCACCAGGGAACACUGAUUCAACCAUUAUGGAUCGGUGGACCCAGUCAGACUUUCUGUGCAAGGGCUGGAUUCUAAGCCGCUUGAUAGACCCAUUGUACAAUGUGUACUGUGAGGCGAAAACCUCCAAGCAACUUUGGUUGGCCUUGGAGAAGAAGUAUAAGUCCGAGGAUGCUGGCUGUCAGAAAUACGCUACGGCGAAAUUUCUCAACUUCAAAAUGGUGGAUUCAAAACCCAUCAUGGAACAAGUUGAAGCCUUGCAAUUGAUUACGCAUGAGAUAGCGCUGAGGAGAAAUGGGAAAGGACAAAUUCCUCCACACUCCUCCACAAGCUUCAAGAAGCAAGCUGAACCAAAGAAGUUCAAAUGGAAGUGCCACAAGUGUGGCAAGAUGGGCCACAAAGCUAAUGUUUGCCGUAGCAAAGCUGGUCCAAGUGAAGACAAAGGGAAGUCUCAGGCUCACCUCACAGAAGAUGACUUGUGUGCUGUGGACAUGUUUAGUACCUAUCAGAAAUGCAACAAUGGAGAACGCCUAUUGAUGGGAAACACUGGUUCUUCCAAGAUUGAGGGUCAUGGCAAAGUGGUGCUGAAGAUGACCUCAGGAAAGGAGAUCACUCUCCAAAAUGUGAAGCAUGUGACAGACAUGAGAAAGAAUCUGAUUUCUGGUACUCUUAUGAGUAAGGCCGGAUUUGCUACCAAUUUCGAGUCUGACAAGCUUGUGCUCAAGAAACAUGGAGUUUAUUUGGGAAAGGGGUAUGUUAAGGAUGGACUUGUCAAAAUGUGUGUCAUGCCAGUCAUCCGAAACUGA